Molecule: messenger RNA, 519 nt
Organism: Angiostrongylus costaricensis
Lineage: Eukaryota; Metazoa; Nematoda; Chromadorea; Rhabditida; Metastrongylidae
Source: the annotation of a GenBank genome assembly
AUGUCCGUCACAGGAAUUGACAGGCAUGAACAGAGAAUGAAGUUGGUUAUGGAGAUUAAAGCUAUUCGAUUUGAAGAGUACGAUACCAUCCGCAAGUCAGAUUUGGAUUUCAUCGUCGAUGUUUGGAAAACUGCUUUACUUUCCGUUCCAACUGGCAAGCAUAACCGCUUCCAUCCAUGUGCAUCGAAUCGAUAUCAAACGAGAGUAAGGCAACUGAAAAUGCCAGCCUUGAGAACUUGGUACUUACCUAGAGGACAAGGAUUAGAAUUGUCGGAUACCGAUUUCAAUCGAGUUGAGACGAUGGUUACUUCGCGUGCACUCAAGGAAUGGGGUGUGUUUACCGGUCUCAUAGUUGUAAUGCAUUUCGCCUACUACAAAAUUCAAAAUAACCCUUCACUGGUUGCACCGGAACAGAGGGCCGAGCUGUUUUAUGUUAAAUGGCUGAAAGAGAAGAUCCCAGCUCUACGCCCGUAUGGGGUGACUGAAGAAAAGCGUCAUCCACCACCGGAGAAAGCUUGA